This is a messenger RNA of Caenorhabditis briggsae, 2004 nucleotides long. The record is from RefSeq and is a predicted model, not a curated record. Bases 1 to 2004 code for a protein of 667 amino acids. Gene Ontology annotation, cellular component: peroxisome. Gene Ontology annotation, molecular function: fatty acid binding; FAD binding; acyl-CoA oxidase activity. The transcript has 8 exons. Gene Ontology annotation, biological process: fatty acid beta-oxidation using acyl-CoA oxidase; lipid homeostasis. NCBI's taxonomy places the organism in Eukaryota, Metazoa, Nematoda, Chromadorea, Rhabditida, Rhabditidae.
AUGAGUCGUUGGAUUCAAGACGGAGACAAUGUGGACAUAACCAAUGAGCGUAAAAAGGGAACUUUUGAUACUGAACGUAUGUCAGCGUGGAUUCAUGGCGGACCAGAAGUUCUCAAGCGUCGUCGCGAAAUUCUUAGCUUUGUCAAGUCAAUUGACGACUUCAAAGAUCCCGUGCCAACAGAAUUUAUGUCUCGUGAAGAGAGGAUUCUGAAUAAUGCUCGGAAAGUUGUGGCGAUGACGGAUAACACGGAUCAGAUUGAUGGAUCCGACUUUUUUGGAGAAGGAAUGUAUUAUCAAGCAUUGACAAUGGGCCGUGAUUUGCAUGCCAUGUCUCUUCAUUAUGUCAUGUUCAUUCCUACUCUUCAAGGUCAAACCGACGAUGAGCAACUUGACGAAUGGCUUACCAAGGCAAUCUCUCGUGCAGUGGUAGGAACUUAUGCUCAAACUGAGCUCGGGCAUGGAACAAAUCUCUCGAAGCUGGAAACUACAGCCACCUAUGAUUCGGCUACAGAGGAGUUUGUUUUGAAUUCACCCACUAUCACUGCAGCCAAAUGGUGGCCUGGAGGCUUGGGCAAGUCGUCCAACUACGCUGUGGUUGUUGCACAGUUGUACACAAAGGGAGAGUGCAAAGGACCACAUCCGUUUAUUGUUCAACUCCGCGAUGAUGAAACUCAUAUGCCAUUGAAGGGAAUCCGUUUGGGGGAUAUUGGACCAAAGCUUGGUAUUAAUGGAAAUGACAAUGGGUUUUUGUUAUUCGACAAAGUUCGCAUCCCAAGAAGAGCACUUUUGAUGAGAUACGCUAAAGUGAAGCCAGAUGGAACUUAUGUGGCUCCGGCUCACUCGAAGUUGGGCUAUGGAACCAUGGUGUUUGUGAGAUCUAUUAUGAUUAAAGAUCAAUCAACACAGUUGGCAGCCGCAGCAACAAUCGCCACUAGAUAUGCCUCUGUCAGACGACAAGGAGAGAUUUCUCCAGGAAAAGGAGAAGUACAAAUCAUUGACUAUCAAACCCAGCAAUUCCGCGUCUUCCCUCAAAUGGCUCGCGCAUUUGCUUUCAUGGCAGCCGCCACUGAGAUUCGUGACCUCUAUAUGACUGUCACCGAGCAGCUCACUCAUGGAAACACCGAACUACUGGCCGAGCUCCAUGUUCUCUCCUCAGGUCUAAAGUCAAUCGUUUCCUGGGAUACCGCACAAGGAAUUGAGCAGUGCCGCUUGGCAUGCGGUGGUCAUGGAUAUUCCCAGGCGUCUGGUUUCCCAGAAAUUUAUGGAUACGCAGUUGGAGGAUGCACCUAUGAAGGAGAGAAUCUUGUGAUGCUUCUUCAAGUGGCUAGAUUCCUGAUGAGAGCUGCCGAAGGUGUCAGAAAAGGAAGUGCCAAACUUGCUGACAUAGGAGCAUACAUCGGAAAGACUGGACCUAAAACCUCCCGCCUAACCACACACUACCACUAUACUGAUGCUGAUCUGGUGGCAGAUUUGGAGCAUGCUGCUCGAAAACAAGUGUUCCGAGCAUACGAUCGUUUGAAGAAGGCCCAAGAGCACCUUAGUCCAGAAGUUGCCUGGAACUCGGUGUCAGUUGAACUCGCAAAAGCAUCCAGAUGGCAUGUGCGUGUCUACCUGGUCAAGAACUUCUUGAACAAGGUUGCUCUGGCUCCUCAAGAUUUGAAAUUCGUGCUCACCGAUGUUGCUAGACUCUAUGCCUACGACAUUAUCACAUCUUCAAUUGGAGCAUUUUUGGAAGAUGGAUACAUGAGUUCAAAUCAAAUGAAUGAGGUCAAAGAGGGAAUUUAUGAGUGCUUGGCAAAGAUCCGUCCAAACGCUGUUGCAUUGGUUGACAGCUGGGAUUAUGAUGACAAAGAGUUGAAAUCAGUUUUGGGUAGACGUGAUGGAAAUGUGUACCCGGCUCUUUUGGAGUGGGCUCAAAACAGUCAGCUGAACAGAUCAGAUGUGUUGCCAUCGCAUACAAAGUAUUUGGGUCCAAUGAUGAAGGAUGCUCGCUCAAAAUUGUAA